This is a messenger RNA of Mangifera indica (mango), 2311 nucleotides long. RefSeq lists its product as uncharacterized. Lineage: Eukaryota; Viridiplantae; Streptophyta; Magnoliopsida; Sapindales; Anacardiaceae. The transcript has 14 exons. Bases 158 to 1726 code for a protein of 522 amino acids. The record is from RefSeq and is a predicted model, not a curated record.
CAAAUUAAGUGAGCCCGACCCCUCUCUCCGUGAGUCGCCCUAAACGCCUGUAUUUUGAAUAUGCGGUAAAGUCUCCAAAACCCCUGCAGACAAAGCGCGAGACUGGCUCUCACAUUCACCAUUUCCAUUCAUUUCAACCAUCGUCAAACCAAAACAAAUGGUGAAGAUACCAUGGAAGAUAAUACCAAAACCAUUACUCGAAACCAUUUUAAACAAUCAUGCUCAACAUCACUGCGUUCCUCAACCUCUCAUCCUCCAUGGCCCUCGUGGCGUUGGCAAAACCACAAUAAUUCUCGAACGGCUGCUUAAAGAUUGGAACAAAGGACCCCAUCUUACAGGCUACGUAGACUUUGCCGAAUCAAUCAAAGAUCACCACCCCCAAUACAACCAGUCGUUCCCUUGGUCGUCUUGGUCAAACUGUGAUCCACCCACUUUAUUAAACUGUAAAACCCAGCUCGAGACCUGCCUUGAAUCAAUGACGCAAGAGGGUAUCAAAUUGGGCAUCAUUAGUUCACACCAAAUCUACUCCACUCUCAACAAGUGGCAUGGACUUGACACUGCCCUUCGGAGGAUACUUCAUAGUAAAAGCAAGAGUGUGAAAAAUGCGAUUUCUAAUAAGGUUUCUGGGUCUGUUUUAUGGGAGCGAGCUGUUUUCGCGCUAUCUGCUCGAUUAAAUGCCGAAGAGAUUGAUGGGGUUUUGGAGUUGAGAGAUAAGGGAAAGGGUUUGUCCCUAGAAGAGGAGGCAUAUUUUCGAGAGGCGCUUGUGGCGUUAAGAUUGGCCAAGGAGGUCAUAAAGAUGCAGCAAGAGUGGAGAGCUAAUGCUAUUGCUCAUUUGAAUAGAAGCGGUGGCUUUUCGAGGUCUUUGGCAAAUUCUUGUACUGAUUGGCCUUAUUUGUUGAUCGAGUUAUUAUCACAAGCUGCCGAGAUUGAUCAUUUUCAGCCGAAGCUGGUUAUAAACAAUAUUGACGUGCUUCAGAAUGCAAUUUUAAAAGAUGAUUCAACAGUCUGUGCGUCAAUGUAUCAUGACAGUCUGAUAUGGAGAAUAAUUGCUUUGGGUGUGAAUGAGCGUUGCCUCCCUGUCAUACUUGUAACUUCAGAUAGCUAUUAUUCGUACAAGGCCUACAAGGAUUUUGGAUUUCCAGAAGUAUUCAUUUCUCGUGAGACAUUUGGUUGGACUCCACAAGAAGCUAAAAUUCACAUGGUUCCUGAUUACUUUAGCCAGUCAGAGUGGACCAUGAUUGUUGAGGUUCUUGGGCCAAACCCUCGCCAUCUAUUUGAACUUUAUGCACUCAAGCAAAGCAAUUAUUACCAGAAGGUGAUGGAAUACAACGCCAGUACAUUUGAGGACAUUGUAGAUGCUUAUUUAGCCUACUUGCAAGUUACUGUGGUCAAUCCUGCCAUGGAUAAAGCUUUGCUGUUCCUGCAAAAAUUUGCUGAUGAUGCAAAAAGUGGAAGAAUUCCAAAAGACAGGUUACCCUUUGGAGCUCCUUGGAGGCAUCCUCCUCCAACAGAUGACGCUGCUGUUCUGAAGGAGUGGGCUAAGCUUCAACUAAUGGAUUUUGUUCAGUCUCUUGUCCAUGCAGAAUUUGGGAUUAACUAUAUAGCUGACUAUAGCCUUGAGAUCUUUGAUGACCCUGCUGCUAUUGCAAUGAUUGAGUCCAGGUUGGUUUGCUCUAUGCUCAGAGAGAUCCGUCCUUCUUGCGCCCUAUUUCUAGAGGUAUUCUGAGGUGUCUUGUGAGAUGGCUUGUCCAGGAGAGAAUGCAAUUGAGUUUCUGGAACCUGCUACAGUUUUUCUGGCAUCGAACCAUACGUGGCCGUAGCUAUCGCCAUUUGAUGCUACAGGAAAGAACAUAAGAGCUUACUUUGGUAGAGCCAUGCACAUUCAGUGAGGCAGUUCUCUCUUGAAGUUACUUGAUAUAUUUUUCCAGAAUGCAGACAUUAGUAAAACCUACAAUGGUCGAUUCUUCCAAGAGUUUUGAAGGACUGCUGUCCUGGAGAAGGCUUCUUUUUAAGUAAUUAAGAUCCUACUAGUCAAAAUAAAUUUUCGUUCACAGAUGAGUUAUUGGUGCGUAAUAAGGUGAGUGCUGUCAUUACCAUUUCCAUGAACUGAUCAAAGAUCUCAUUCAACAUUAUUUUUUCCCAAAGUCAACCACUUUUUUUUACACAAAUCUUUUCAAUCCACCCUAUCGAAGAAGAUAGACCGUUGUUUUAAUUUCAGAUCUGGUCUUGGCUUGUGGCCCUUGAAUGUAUAUUACUAAGCUAAAAUGAAAUGCAAUUCAUAUUUUAUUGAAUAAAACUUCUGAUGAUUAAA